This is a messenger RNA of Suillus subaureus, 1499 nucleotides long. RefSeq lists its product as uncharacterized. The coding region runs from base 209 to 1429 and encodes 406 amino acids. The transcript is spliced from 9 exons. The record is from RefSeq and is a predicted model, not a curated record. Lineage: Eukaryota; Fungi; Basidiomycota; Agaricomycetes; Boletales; Suillaceae.
CAUCGCACCAACAUUGCAUCGCAUCGCACCAACAUUGCAUCGCAUCGCACCAAUAUCGUAUCGCAUCGCACCAGCAUCGUAUCAUUGAGUUUUUGUACUACAAGUAUGGUCUUUACUUCAUGCUGCACACCCUCAUAAUUUGCAGAAUCCAUACUGGGGAGCCAGAGGAUACACGCCUUCCCCGGGCCCCCUAUCUCCCGAUCUUCCCAUGCCAUUACCAGAGGACCCCUUCACCGAUUCAAUGACACCACACCUUCAAUGGUUCCCGCAACAACGCGCAUAUAUGCAGCCUGCACAGCAUAGUAACCAGUAUUUGCUCGAACACUGCAAAACAUUAGAACUUCAAAUCGUGAAAUUGACUAGCGAACGCGACACGCUCAAAUCGAUGUUUCAACAACUUUCAAGCGCUGUUCGGCUGCAUCAAACGGACUCGCUCGACCUUGACUGUACCCUCAUUUCCUCAGUUCCAGCUACUGCUAACCGGCCAACUCGCGUCACCCAUCCGAAGAUUCGGUUUUGGACCAAUGACGACUUCUUAGGAUGGCUGGAUUCUCCCGACGGCCGUCGAGCUGACCGCGGGAAAGUGCCGUAUCUCGAGGAUGAGAACGGUGAUCCACUUACCGACCCGAUAGUCAAGUCUAUCCGGAAACUUCUUCGUGGUGCUUGGGCGGAGCUCGUCAGACGCAAACUUGCUCCGAAGACGUGGGGUAAAGCAACUGCGACUGCAAGGCAAAUUGUUCAAGUCGACCCUACCGUGAAUAUCCUGCCUUCGACGCCAGACUCUCUCUUGGCACCAUCGCCUACUAUGCCUAACUCGUUAGCUGCCGAGUCCAUGCUACUGCUAUCCAGGUCUCACCCUACCACCCCUUCUCGAGCGCCGUCUCCAACAAUUCGUUUGUCUCCGAUAUUACUGCCCAACAAUCCCAAUUCUCGGCAGCUACCAGCUAUACCACCUGCUUCUCCGGAGUUUAUUGUAGCGGAGAAGGAGAAUAUUCCUCCACCAACGCCUGAUCCUAUUGCACCGCCAAUUAAAAUUAUAAUGACUAAUUCACUUUCUACGCUUGCGCUAGCUGCUGUCGGCACACUGAUCCCACCACUCCCAUCCUCCAUCGAUCCUCCUCUCAAGGCUCCUCUAGCAAAUGACAGCGCUGAUUCGAAGGGUAAAAAAGGCAAGGCCGACGACUUCGCAAGCGGCAAGGGCACCAGUAAAACUAGCAAGAAGAUGCGUCCAAGCCCAACUAGAAACGGACGCAAUCUGUGUGCUCUUCGCUGGCUCAAGCAAAUCAAAACCGACGGGACAACAGAAGAGUUUUGUUUGUAUUACGUGGAUCUCACUGCAGAACAGCGCAAGAAUUAUGAUGACGAGGCAUCUGCGCUAGUUGCCAGCAACACUUGGGUGAAGAAUGUUUGCGAUGGAGCAAUGCACUAGUAGACACUCGACGUUCCCGCACCUCCUUUCGAUCUCGUACCUCCUUUCGACGUUCCCGCACCUGCUUUCG